Messenger RNA from Aspergillus japonicus CBS 114.51, 1936 nucleotides. RefSeq names its product Zn(II)2Cys6 transcription factor. The transcript has 6 exons. Gene Ontology annotation, cellular component: nucleus. The record is from RefSeq and is a predicted model, not a curated record. Gene Ontology annotation, biological process: DNA-templated transcription; regulation of transcription by RNA polymerase II. Bases 29 to 1936 code for a protein of 635 amino acids. NCBI's taxonomy places the organism in Eukaryota, Fungi, Ascomycota, Eurotiomycetes, Eurotiales, Aspergillaceae. Gene Ontology annotation, molecular function: zinc ion binding; RNA polymerase II cis-regulatory region sequence-specific DNA binding; DNA-binding transcription activator activity, RNA polymerase II-specific.
GCCUCUUCUUCAGUGUGCUGUACUCUAGAUGCAGUCUCCCGCCAAACCCGUGUCACAAAGACGACGCGCACGCAUUCCUCUAUCGUGUGACCCCUGCCGCACGCGAAAACUCAAAUGCAAUCGGGAAUACCCUUGCCAGAAUUGUAUAGCUCGUGAUGAGCAGUCAGCAUGUCACUUUAAGGGGGCCAAGAUCGGCUCUCUUUCGAAUGCCCGGCGUGAGACUCAGGCCGAUCCCAUGCGCCAACGGAUCGACCAGUUGGAAAACAUGGUGAAGAGACUCAUUGCCCACCAGCCACAGAUACCACAGGAGGCCGCUUCUUUGAUACCCGAAAGCCCUAAGCUUGGCAACCUGGUCGCAUCCGGUACGCAAGAUGUAGCCUCCGCAGGAAAGAUAGUGCUGGAUGGCGCACAUUCAGUCUAUCAAGGUGGCAAUGAUUGGUAUGAUGUGUUAGAGGAGAUCAAUGAACUCCGAAACACAUGGGACCAGGCCCAAGAUGACCGACUGAACCAUCGAAUUCCUCCCCCACAGUCGCAACUAGCUGACGGAUCGAGCCUGCUGUUCGGCCAAGUGAAGCCCAUAGAUCGAAUCGAGAUUCUAGCCACUCUCCCACCCCAGCGUGAAAUAAACCAUCUCGUGGCCAUCUUCUUCGACCGCCCAAACUUUCCAAUCGCCGUUCCUCCCAUCAUUCACGAGCCGACUUUCAUGCGGGAGUAUCACGAGCAUUGCAAGAACCCAUCCCAGGCCAACUUCAUCUGGCUGGGACUCUUAUUCUCUAUUCUUGGUAUCGUCAUGCUAGCCUAUCACCAACACGGCGAGCCACCGGAGUAUGGUGGCCUCUCGGAAUCUCUCUUCCAACUGUACCGCAUCCGCACGGCGCAGUGUCUCCUGAGUGGCGACAUCGCCAAAUGCCUCCCCUAUACCGUGGAGACCCUACGCUUCAACGCCACCGCCGAGCUCAACCGCAAGGACGACAACCGCCGCGGCCUUUGGAUCAUGACCGGCGUACUAGUUCGCACGGCCAUCAACAUGGGCUACCACCGCGACCCCGCCCACUCGUCACCCCCGAUUUCCCCCUUGCAAGCAGAGUAUCGUCGCCGCAUCUGGCUCGCCGUGAUCAGCAUGGACAACAUGACCUCGUUCGGCGCGGGCCUCCCUCGCAUGCUGUCCGCCAUAUGCUCCGACACAAGGGAGCCACGCAAUCUGCACGACUGGGAGCUCCCCGCCAAUGCUGCCAUGGAUCUUCCUCCCACCCGACCAUUAACCGAACCCACCCCGGUGACCUACCUCAUCGUCAAGGGCCGUCUAUGCCACGCCCUCGGCCGCGUCGCAGACCUCACGUGCAACCCUACCCCAAGCAACUACGCGGAUGUCCUCGCGACCGACCGCAUUCUAUCCGAAGCCUACGACAGCUUCCCUCCGCACAUGCAGCCACCGCCAGCAAGAGCAGCAGCAGCAGCUCCGCCGCAGCUUCAGGAGCAGCUCCGCCUUUCCUACGCACAGAUCGGACUGGGGGCCAUCUACCACCGGGCGAUGUGCACCCUGCACCGUCGGUUCCUGGUCCCGGCCAAGACGAACCCGCACUACCGAUUGUCGCGGGAUCGGUGCCUCGCCUCCGCCCGCGCGCUGUUGGCCGCCCAGCGCGAUCUGUCCGAGCAGUGGUACCGGUUCGCGCACACGCGGCAGACGCUCACCUUUGCGGCGAUGGUGGUCUUCCUCGAGCUGGAGCUGAUCCGCAAUUUCCCCGGGGCGGAGGAGGCGGUCGAGCAGCCGGAUCUACUACAGGACCUGGAAACGUCGGUGGCGCUGUGGGAGGUGAAUCAGAAUUCCUGCGACGAGGCUGGGAGGCAGUGGCAGGUCCUUGCUGGGAUGCUGGAGGGUGCUGCAUGGGAUUCUUACAUUGAAGAUGCUGGUUUUGCAUCGGGACCAAUCUACUAA